AGUAACUCUGACUUUCGAAAUAAUCGAGAGUGGAAUUUAUCUUAGGCUGUUCUGGACACGUGUUGCUUCUUGGCCAGCCCGAGUGUUCCACUCCAGCCACCACUCCGCGAGCUUCCCAUCGUGCACUUGAUCCACGCCAUCUUGAUCAUAAGACAGUUUUGACAUAAAGCAGACAAGUUCCCCACCCUCCCUUCACCCGCCACCCCCCCACACAACCCUUCACAAAUCGAGGAGGGCCGCCGGUCCUCCCUCUCUCGCCGCGACGCUCGUGGACGCCGGAAACACCGACCUCGCCACCUCUGUAUGCCCGGCGAGGGCUCACCACGAAGCCUCCGUACAAGCCGGGAGGAGCGAGAGGAGCGAAGCCGGCGGUGGUGGUCGUGAGGCGGUCCCUGCGACCCCCAACCACGACGCCCACACCCAGCCCGCUGAACUACCCCCUGGAGGCCCAUGUCACCUACCACGCGGCCUCCCACCCCUCCUACUACCCGAUGCAGGUGACCAAGCCUGCACGGGCGGUCCCCCAUCAAGGGGUGGGAAAGAGGGCCGCCCAGAACGCCAACCAUCACUGCCCCGAGCAAAACAUCACGCCCGCCCACACUUCCUCCCUCAACUCGCAGAUCAACCUCGCCCAGCAGCACCAUGAGCCGCAAGUCGGGCAAGAAGCCGCCGGCGGCCAAGUUUGUGUACGUGACGCCGCCCGCACCCCAGCACUGCACACAGGUACUGGCGACAAUGGUGGUGUCACUCGGGCCGCUGUGCGCCGGACUGGGUAAGGGGUACUCUUCCCCGGCGCUGGCCUCCAUGGCGAUGUUGUCCGCCCAGGGGCACCACUUCUCCAUCAGCGAGGACCAGGGCUCCUGGAUCGCCUCGCUUUCACUCUUGGGCGCCUUCUUCGGGGCGGUGCCCGGCGGGAUGGCCAUCAGGUUCGGAAGGAAGCGGGUUCUGUGUGCGAUAUCCAUCCCCUUCGCCCUGUCUUGGCUGAUGACAGUAGUGGCGUGGAACGUCAACAUGCUGUACGUGGCGGCCCUGACCGGCGGCGUAUGUUCAGCAGUCAUCGCCGUCGUCACGCCUGUCUACAUCAGCGAGAUCGCUCACCCGGAGAUCCGGGGCUGCUUGUGUGCCUUAUCCAAGCUGAGCGGCAAUAUCGGCAUGCUGCUCUCUUACCUGCUAGGCGCCUUCCUCGACUGGCGGGAGCUGGCCACGGUCACGGCGGUAGCGCCCAUCUGCCUCUUCAUCGCCGCCCUCUUCAUCCCAGAGACCCCCAGCUUCCUCCUGUACCGAGGCCGAGACACCGAGGCAGCGGACGCCCUGCGCUGGCUUCGUGGGUCGGAGGCAGACGUGGCGCGCGAACUGACCACCAUGAAGGCCAACAUCGCCACGCUGCGCAGGGAAACAGAGUCCUGCCCGGAACGCCUGGCGCCCCGCGAACUCCUCCGUCCGCUGUUUAUCACCUGCGGCCUCAUGGUCUUCCAGAAGUUCAGCGGCGCCAACGCAUUCAACUUUUAUGCAGUGCCCAUCCUGGACAAGACUUUCGUGGGUCUGAACCCUUACCGUGCAGCUGUCGUGGUGGCCUUCGUGCAGAUCUGCGCCGGCAUGGCGUCGUCAGCCCUGAUCGACACGGUGGGGCGGCGGCCGCUGCUCGUGUUCAGCAACAUGCUCAUGUCAGCGGCACUGGCAGCUUUUGGGGGCUAUACCUACCUGAAGGGUCUGGACCAGGAUGAGAACCUGUUCGUGCGGCAGCAGUGGCGAGACUCGGACUGGGUGCCGCUCUUCUGUAUCCUCAUCAUUGAGAUCGCCUUCGCGCUGGGAGUGUCGCCCAUCAGCUGGCUCUACAUCGGGGAGCUCUUUCCGCUGAAACACAGAGGCGUCGGAUCUUUCGCGGCUUCGGUCAGCUACGCGUGUUCCUUCGUCAGUGUGAAGACCUUCGUGGACCUGGAGUUCCUACUGGGACUCUACGGAGCGUUUUGGUUAUACUCCUCGGUUGCGGCCGUCGCUCUUGUGUUCACGCUCUUGUUCGUACCGGAAACGAAAGGAAAAAGUUUGCAAGAGAUGCAGGUCAUGGACACACAAAAGCAAACCCUCAUAUAGCAGCCCGCCCGCCCACUAACGCCGCUGCGACCGCCCACCGUCCACUGGGAGAUGCGUCCUGGACAGCGGCCCUACAGGGAAAUCCUCCUGUGAGUCCCGCUGUGAGGAGCCCCGAGCCUCGUGUCCGCGGCACCGCCCACGUCUUCCUGCUCCUGGUGGUCCGCCACCCACCCGCGGUGCCGCAGUGCGCGAGUCUCCUAGGCCGCAGCCACGCUAGAGGGCGGCCUCACACACCUUGUGAUAUACCCAUGCCCGCUCCCAUCAACACCCACAACUGCCCUCGUCCCCUGUCCCUGGCGGGCGCCGACCCCCUGCCUGCUGUCUGCUCAGGCAGGACGCGGGUCAUCAACUCAAGACAUCUAAGUCAUAGGUUCAAAUUGACUCUGUUCGCACUCUGUAAUUUCUACUUUUUUCCUCUCGAGUAAAGGGUUGCUUUUGCUAACUUGACUCUUCUGUGAUGCACAGCAGCUCCGGCUCUCUGUCACGCUGCGUGGAUGCGCGAAGGCCGGGGUUGUGUGGAGGAAGUUAAGUAUGUGAGUGAUAAAGGGCCUUAUCUACAUGUAUAAACAAUUGCUAGGUAGUUCCGUGAUCAGGGUUACGCAAAAUAAUCUUUUUCACCUAUCACCACCACCUUCUGUUGAGGACACGCUCAUCCCCCGGGCUGAGCCGCGUCCUGCCGCCCUCCUGUGUAUUCCCUGUUUGAGCUUUUCUCGCAUCGAGCGUAGACGAAGCGGUUACUUCUACGUUAGGACUUUCAUUACUAUUCUACCUGUAAUUUAAUCCAUCUAAACUAUAAGGUUAGAUCAGGUAAUAAUCGAUUGAUAAAAAUAAGUUAGCUUCAGACAGACACUAAUUCCUCUCUAAUCUAGUUCAGCGAUAGUUCCAGACAGUAAGGAAAAUACUCUCUCGUCUCCAGCUUAUAAGUUAGGCACUGAACACCGACUCACGGUCUCGUCUGUAGUGCAGGUAGUGAGAGCGGAUUGGAAGAUCACGUAUCAGGAGGAAGUACUGACCAGCGCAUAGCCCGUUCCCGCCCGGCGCCGGCCACGCCUCCUCCAGGGCCGAGUGGCCACGCGCCCCGCCACCUCGCUCACCACCUUCACUCAAAAGGGAUCAAAGUCUUUCCACGAGAACGAUCGCUUCACCCGCUAUUCAGGGGCCACCACGUCCUUCACGGGGUCUGGAAUCUCUGUUGUAAGUUUAAGGGACUUUUUUUUUUCUCGAGGGGGAGGGGGGUAUUUCGUAUUCUCUUUGAGCAACCAAGUGGCUUAACGUGAUCCCGCGCCGCUGAGCUGACCAGCGGGCACCAGGAAAACACUGUACCCAUGUAUCUUCCAGGACGCGUGAUAAUUAUGUAUCUGAUAGGACUCAGGAUAAUGGUGUGUCUGCCAAGGAUUCCAGAUCACUCUUGUCUUCCAUAAAAUGAGAAAAAAAAAAGGUUACAAAAAUUUGGAAUCCUGAGCUUUCGAGGAUUUGAAAUAUCAUUGCUUAUUUGUCUGGAAUCUGCGCGCCUGAUCUCCCUCUCUAAAAGGUUUAGAAAUUGUAUACCAUUUUGGAAGCUUUCAAUGUCGUCACCGUGCCGAGGGGCCGCGCGAGUCUUGUGCGAGGGUGAGGCUCCCUCGGUGCCCCUCAGCCUCUCAGCCCCUCAAUCCUUAGUCCUUUAACUUCUUUUUCUUCAUCACUACCAGUUGUCCUUCCAUUUCUUGAGUUCCCGAGUCCUUCAGUUCUUUUGUACUUCAACUUUUACGUCCCGCAAUCCUCAGCCCCACAACUCCUCAAAUCUCCUGCUCUUCAUUCCCCGGACCUUUCAAUAUUAAAGUCCCUCAGCUCCUCACCUUAGCUUCCCCGCCCCUCCCAACAUCGUAGCCCCUGUGUCCCUCUCCACACCCGAGCCGUGUCCCGAGAACCCUUGUGUCGCCGCCUCACGUGUGCUGGGCCGUUGCCCGAAUGGCCACUAGGCUCUAUUUUGUUUCCUCUCUUUCUCUCCUUACGAAUGCGCCUUAGGUGUUUGGUGGUUCAGUUUCAAGGCGACGGAGGGUCACCGUCAACACGUGCGGCGCGCCCCUCGAGGCCCUGCGUGUCGCUGCUGUGUUGCGUGCGCCGCGCCGCUGGCAGGGUAUUAAUGUUUACUUUUCAUUUUUUUCAUGUUUGUUGGAUCAAGUCCCUCGUGUCGUAGCGUUAGAAGGAAAAGGUCACAUAGACACGUUUUGUACGCGUGCAUGUUUGAAAGCACGCACACAUCCAUCUACAUGAACUGUCACAAGUUUGUGUAUAAGCGCGCGCGCGCGCACACACACACACACACACACACACACACACACACACACACACACACACACACACGUAGUUCAAUCGCACCUCGGUGCCCAAACCCCUGCGCCGUGAUCCUCGUCCUCUCUUUCCCACAUCUCCCCAUCGCCACCCUCGUCCCUCCCUCCCCCACAUCUCCCCAUCGCCCCCUUCGUCCCUCCCUCAGCGUGGCCUCAGCUGCGGCCGCACGACGACAUGACCGUGUAUGUUAGCAAUAUUAGUCUACGUGCACACCAGGGGCGCCUCUCAGCAGCAGUAACGCGUAGCUUUGCAGUGUCGGGGUCGGGACGGCAGGGAGCAUAGCAGGGACCCCUCAUAUACGCUUUCCUUCACUCCUCCCGUAGCAGGGGUAGGUUAGGGCACAGCCUCUCCUCGCAGGCUCUCAAGGUGCUCAGGAUACACGUGUAGGUUGUCUGUCAUGAACUCCCCUUCACUUGUAGCGUAGCAGCGGCGGAAUUCAAGGGCGGCUACGGCGGCAUAGAGUACAAUGAUAAUUUUCGGCUUACCGUCAGUAGGUCUUGUAGGCAUUGAGGACUCUGCAUCCACUCUCCGCGUCGUGAGCCCCUGGUGGUGCUUUUUUAAAAAUUAAUUUUCUAUUUCAUUUAAUUAAGGAAAGACAUUUUGGAUGUAAACUUUACUACCGUGUGAGGUGAUGUGAUUCUUCCUGAAAGCUGUGCGUGCUGUCAUGACUCAAGGCUUUCCCUGCCCCUCGUCCCGCCUCGCCCACGUGACGUGUGUGUGUGGAAGGGCCGCCGCGGACUGCGUGACACGAGCGGCAAAGUAACAAGUCUUUGCUGUCUUAAGUGAUGUCAUGCUGUUAGGGCUUUUAUACGCACUGGCUUGUUUUAUAUGAAAUCUACACACACACACACACACACACACACACACACACACACACACACACACACACACAUACACACACACACACUGCAAGCAGGUUGAGAUUCGCGCCACACACACUGCAAGCAGGUUGAGGUUCGCGUCCCGCUGAAGUUAUCAAGGUUUUCACUAAUGAGCGAGUUUAGUGUCACUGAGCAAAAGGACUUGAUACACAGUGUAUGUGUCAGCAUUCACCGGGAGAAUAUUGAUGGCUGAUGGUAGAACGCCACGUGAUGCUCAAGACUGUAGUGAAUUAAACACAGACACACACACACACACACACACACACACACACACACACACACACACACACACGUGCCAUCACACCACCCUUGAGCUCAUAAGGCUGCCUGUCUGAGUCUGAGUCCGCCGUGCUGCUUAUGCCUCCAGAAGGGGUGGCGGGAGGGGGGAAAGGGGGGGAGUGCGCGCGUCUGGGAACACGUUUGCUUUGCUCCUGCGGGGCGAGGGAGCCGAGGGAGCCCCUGCCGCCACCCUCAGGGGAGAGAAGACCUUUUAUCUGCUGCCGCUGACCACCGCUUCCUGUCUGCGCUGAUCUGUGUGAUCCUGUGUCUUGUGGCCCCCUCCUGGAGAAGGGGCGACGUGUGUGUGUGUGUGUGUGUGUUAUAUUGUCCGUUACAUAUCUGAGUGCGUGCAAGCCGCUGCUGCACGCCCACACCCACCAUUUGUACGCCUAAGAGCCUGUCACCAAGCAGCAACACGUCUUCACCAGCUUGCAAUGCCAUCCGUUGUCACUCCUUCCGGGGCGGCAGCGACGGGGGGCACGAGGCGAUGGCGGCUGACAGGCACCGCUCAUCCACGGCACAGAUAUCUCCCAGGAGGCUGCGAGGCGUUCAGGGGAGACACGGAGCAUAAACACACGAACAUAAAGACAUUGAGACGCUAAAGUAACAGUGAAAGAAUAAUUGAAGGAGGAGGGAGGUAGGGGUAGGAAGGAAGGAAGGUGGAAGGAGGAGGAGAAGCAAGGGGGUGGAGGAACAGCGGGGGAUGGGACGUACUGCGACACUCUGUAGGGGAGCCACCUCCGUCGCCGCCACCGUGCUGCCCUUAGUCAAUAACACAAGGACGUGUGGAGUCCGUGUUCCCCAUCGCGUCGCCGCCGCCGCCGCCAGGAUGCCGUUGUGUCGCUGUGCUGCUGUGGUGCUGCUCGCGCCGCCACACAGCUGCCGCAUGUUGACUUUGUUCAGUUUUUGGUUUGCGUUCAUUUAGAUUACUACCAUUUUUUAUUCUGUUUAGGUUGACGGUGAGGUUUUCUUUUCCAGUUUAGCUGUAAAUGUGAGGAACAUAACAGAGAGGAAUGCCUGAGACUUACUUAAGUUUGGUGAACCAUCUGGUUCGAUUAGACGAAUUUUGUCUUGAAGUAAGAGUACGGAGUAAAAAUAUAAAUAAAGAA
Scylla paramamosain (green mud crab) is the source of this 6691-nucleotide messenger RNA. RefSeq names its product facilitated trehalose transporter Tret1-like. The coding region runs from base 643 to 2091 and encodes 482 amino acids. The record is from RefSeq and is a predicted model, not a curated record. Gene Ontology annotation, cellular component: membrane. The transcript has 2 exons. NCBI's taxonomy places the organism in Eukaryota, Metazoa, Arthropoda, Malacostraca, Decapoda, Portunidae. Gene Ontology annotation, biological process: transmembrane transport; carbohydrate transport. Gene Ontology annotation, molecular function: sugar transmembrane transporter activity.